Didymella exigua CBS 183.55 is the source of this 2538-nucleotide messenger RNA. Its product is annotated as Pkinase-domain-containing protein. The transcript is spliced from 3 exons. NCBI's taxonomy places the organism in Eukaryota, Fungi, Ascomycota, Dothideomycetes, Pleosporales, Didymellaceae. Gene Ontology annotation, cellular component: cytoplasm. Gene Ontology annotation, biological process: protein phosphorylation; regulation of MAPK cascade; intracellular signal transduction. The coding region runs from base 1 to 2538 and encodes 845 amino acids. Gene Ontology annotation, molecular function: protein serine/threonine kinase activity; ATP binding. The record is from RefSeq and is a predicted model, not a curated record.
AUGUACUCAAACAACCAGUUCAUGGACGCCCGUCCGGCGCCACGACCACCGACAGAUCGUCCCCGCCUGGCCCUCACACCCAACACCAGCAACACACUGCCCGGAAACAUGGCUGGCCUGAGCAUGCAGUCGCCCGCUUACGGCCACAGCUCAUCGAUAUCGUUGUCCCGCACACAAACGGAGAGGAGCGCCUCAUCGUCGGGCGUGGUCAAGGAGGGCAUGGUCAAGGUCAAGGACGAGGGCCUCUUCAAGUCGUUUGUGUGGGCGGAUCGGUGGCUGGUCCUAAAGGAAUUCGAGUUGAACUUCUUCAAGAGCGCAAACGCCUCCAAGGUCUCCAACACCAUCCAAUUACGCGACAUCCUCGGCGUCGAGAGGUCUGACACACAGCCGCUCUCGUUCGAGAUCACACGGUCGCUCAACCCCAGCAAAGGCUCGUCACCACCUCGCGACGGACCAACAAAGAUCAUCACAUGCAAAGUCGAAACAGAUGACGACGUCUAUUCCUGGAUCGACAGCAUAUACCAGCGCUGCCCCAGCAUGGGCGGUGUCAGUAACCCCACAAACUUCACACACAGAGUACAUGUUGGUUUCGACCCAACCAGCGGCGCAUUCGUCGGCUUGCCUGUAGAAUGGGAGAAGCUCCUGACAGCGUCUGCACUGACCAAGGAUGACUAUGCAAAGAACCCCAAGGCCGUGCUCGAAGUCCUCGAAUUUUACACAGAGAAGCUCGUCAAGCGCGCCGACGACCCUCAUCAGUACUCGAGCCUCACUCCUACCCCUGGCGUCAACACUGGUUCAGAGAAGCAGCUUGGCUAUGGCGCCGGUGGCAACUCGGUCGCACCUCCUCGCCCCGCACCCCCGGCUCAGUAUCAGCGCAAGGACAGCUACAGCACGGGUUCGCGGCAGAACACACCGCCCAAUGGUGGGUAUUCGGCUCCUCAGCAAAACAGCGCUUCUUCGGCAGACCGCUACGAUCAAGAACGACGUAGACAAGAGGACCAGGUCCGAAUGCAGCGCGAGCGUGAGCGGGAGAGGCAAAGACAAGAGCAAGAAAGGCGAGAGCGCGAGGAACUGGCCGCAUACAAUGCCUCUAUACCACAGAAGAAGCUUCCAAUGGCCCAGCAAGAGUUUGGGGGAGGUAGCUACGAUGAACGAGAUCCGAGCCCCUCGAGCACGUCGCGCUAUAACCCUUCUCGCCCAGCUCCUUCGACUCCUGGAUCGCAAAAGGCCCCAGCAGCUCAAGCGCCUGGCUCACUUCGCCAGAUGGCAGCGCAGCGUCCGGCUCCUUCUGCGCCGCGACAGCAGCAGAAUGGUUCUGGAUACGGCGCGUCGCCUCAGUCCAAGAUUCCAACCUCGCAGCAACGCCCACCGGUCCAGCCAAACUCGAGCUACUCUGGCUCGCAGAACCAAGUUCCUCAAGUUCGCGCCCAGCCGCAGCAACAGAAGCAGUACCAGGGCUCAUCUGCAGCACCGAAGCCACUCAAUGUCGCAAAGCCUACUGGAGCACCUGCCAGCGAUGCUGUCAAGAAGGCCGAGGCAGCGCUCACCGCAAAGCCCAAGGAAGAAACGCCGCGAAAGGACGUCCGAAUGUCGAGCAUGUCAGAGACCGAAGUUAUGGCAAAGCUACGAGAAGUUGUUUCCAAAGACAAGCCUCUGGAGUCUUACAACAAGCAGAAGAAGAUUGGUCAGGGUGCCAGUGGUUCUGUCUACGUCGCCCGCAUUCGCGAAGGCGCCACCUCGGCUAUGGCACGCCGCAUCCUUCAAGAGAACGGACCGCGAGCUCAGGUCGCUAUCAAGCAGAUGGACCUCCGCAACCAGCCUCGCAAAGAGCUGAUUGUCAACGAGAUCAUUGUCAUGAAGGACAGCAAGCACCCCAACAUCGUCAACUUCCUCGAUGCUUUCCUGCAAGAAGAGCAGUCAGAGCUCUGGGUAGUCAUGGAGUUCAUGGAGGGUGGUGCUUUGACUGAUGUCAUUGACAACAAUCCGACUAUCACCGAGGACCAAAUCGCCACCAUCUGUUUCGAGACUUGCAAGGGUCUGGAGCACCUGCACAACCAGAACAUCAUCCACCGAGAUAUCAAGAGUGACAAUGUUCUGCUCGAUGGACGUGGUAAUGUCAAGAUCACUGAUUUCGGUUUCUGCGCAAAGCUUACCGAACAACGAUCCAAGCGCGCGACAAUGGUCGGUACACCCUAUUGGAUGGCGCCCGAAGUCGUCAAGCAAAAGGAGUACGGCAACAAAGUCGACAUCUGGUCACUGGGCAUCAUGGCCAUCGAAAUGAUCGAAUCCGAGCCGCCGUACCUCAACGAGGAGCCCCUAAAGGCUCUCUACCUCAUCGCCACAAACGGCACGCCCCGCCUGAAGAAGCCCGAUAAGCUGUCCAAAGAACUCAAAGCCUUCCUGUCCGUCUGUCUUUGCGUCGACGUCAAGAGCCGCGCCAGCGCGUCGGAGCUCAUGAGCCACGACUUCCUCAAGAGCGGAUGCAGCCUCAACAGCCUCAGCCAGCUGCUCAACUUCAGGAAGAACGGCAGCCACUAA